Molecule: messenger RNA, 4266 nt
Organism: Metarhizium robertsii ARSEF 23
Lineage: Eukaryota; Fungi; Ascomycota; Sordariomycetes; Hypocreales; Clavicipitaceae
Product: xanthine dehydrogenase
Exons: 3
Coding region: 1-4266 (1421 amino acids)
Molecular function (GO): xanthine dehydrogenase activity; iron ion binding; FAD binding
Source: RefSeq, a predicted model, not a curated record
AUGGCCCCCAUUGCUGUCUCACCCGAGCGGGAGCUCCUGCCAGAGACUCUGGAGGCUCUGACGGCCAAGUUUGACGAUACCUUGCGCUUCUAUCUCAACGGAACCAAGGUCGUGCUGGACGAUAUUGAUCCUGAAAUCACCGUCUUGGAGUAUCUUCGAGGUAUAGGACUGACUGGCACCAAGCUCGGCUGUGGGGAAGGUGGUUGUGGUGCCUGCACAAUCGUCGUCAGUCAAUAUAACCCUACCACGAAACAAAUUUAUCAUGCUAGUGUAAAUGCCUGUCUAGCACCGCUGGUCAGUCUAGACGGCAAGCAUGUCAUUACCAUCGAAGGCAUCGGCAACACAAAACGUCCACAUCCCACACAGGAACGUGUGGCCAAGGGAAAUGGUAGCCAAUGCGGUUUCUGCACUCCUGGCAUCGUAAUGAGUUUGUAUGCUCUUCUCAGAAACAAUGAAACACCAACGGAACACGACGUGGAAGAGGCCUUUGACGGGAAUUUGUGUCGAUGUACUGGAUACAGGCCUAUUCUUGAUGUCGCUCAGACAUUCAGCGUCGAAAGGUCCUUCCCCAACGGCCCCCCAAAGUUAAAUGGAGAUGCCGGCUGCUGCAGGCAGAAUGGAAAUAACAAUGUGCAGGCCAGCGAUGCUAAUGGAUGCUGCAAGAGUGAUACCAAUGGGACUCUUUCGGAAAAUUGUGCUACCAACAACAGUACGACCAAUGGUACUGAUAAAGCAUCUCAGAUCAACGGCGACGGGUGUUGCAUGCAAAACGGUGGUCGAUCGCCGUCUGGCGGUUGCUGCAUGCAAAAGAAGGGACUGGAUGAUCAGCCCAUCAAGCGAUUUACUCCCCCCGGCUUUAUCGAAUACAACCCUGACACAGAGCUCAUUUUCCCUCCGGCACUGAAGAAACAAGAGCUUCGGCCCUUGGCUUUCGGAAAUAAGCGAAAGAAGUGGUACCGACCAACUACCUUGGACCAGCUUCUCCAGAUCAAGAGAGUUCACCCCCAAGCCAAGAUUAUUGGCGGAAGUAGUGAAACUCAGAUAGAAAUCAAGUUCAAAGCUCUCCAAUACCCAGAAUCAGUUUUUGUUGGCGAUAUUGCUGAGCUUCGACAGUACGAGUUCAAAGACAAUCACGUUGAGGUAGGAGGCAACGUCACUCUGACAGACCUGGAAGGCAUCUGCGAAAAAGCGAUCAAGUAUUAUGGCCAUGAACGAGGUCAGGUAUUCGAGGGCAUCCUGAAGCAGCUCAAAUUUUUCGCUGGACGACAGAUCCGGAACGUUGGCACUCCAGCUGGUAAUUUAGUCACCGCGUCACCCAUUUCUGAUCUGAACCCUGCUCUAUGGGCUGCCGAUGCCGUCCUGGUAACCAAGUCUGCUACCAAGGAAACAGAAAUUCCCGUAUCACAAUUUUUUACAGGGUAUCGCCGAACAGCUCUUGCCCCAGACGCCGUCAUCGCCUCCAUAAGAAUUCCAGUGACCGCCCCCAAAAAUGAGUUCUACCGAUCUUACAAACAGGCUAAGCGAAAGGAUGAUGAUAUUGCCAUAGUCACAGGAGCGCUGCGAAUCAAGUUAGACGAUCAUGGCAUUGUUAGUGAAUGUAACUUGAUCUAUGGUGGUAUGGCUGCUACUACUGUUGAUGCCAAGACGGCAACCGCCUACAUGGUUGGCAAGAAGUUUGCCGAGCUAGAGACCCUCGAAGGAGUCAUGAACGCCUUAGGUAGCGACUUCGACAUGCAAUUCAGCGUUCCUGGAGGCAUGGCAUCUUACAGAAAAGCCCUCGCUUUUGGCUUCUUCUAUCGCUUUUACCACGACGUUUUGACGAUUCUUGAUGGUCAGAGCGAGCAUGUAGACAAGGAGGCCAUUGAUGAAAUUGAACGAUCGUUGUCAAAGGGAACAAUCGACGAGACAUCAACUGCCGCCUAUGAGCGAGAAGUCACGGGCAAGGCCAAUCCUCACCUGGCUGCACUCAGACAAACUACUGGCGAGGCACAGUACACGGAUGAUAUACCCCCUAUGGCGAACGAGCUUCACGGCUGCUGGGUGUUGUCUACCAAGGCACAUGCUAGAAUCCGGUCAAUAGAUUACUCCAAAGCUCUGGAUAUGCCUGGCGUGGUUGAUUAUAUCGACAGAAAUGAUAUGCCUUCGGCAGAGGCGAAUAAAUUUGGCCCACCCAACUUUGAUGAAGUAUUUUUCGCUGAAGGCGAGGUUCACACCGCAGGACAGGCCAUUGCCAUGAUCCUGGCGACUUCAGCCAACAGAGCUCAGGAAGCUGCCAGAGCCGUGAAGAUCGAAUAUGAGGAGUUGCCUGCUAUCCUCACCAUGGAGGAGGCUAUUGAGAAGGAGAGUUUCCACCCGGUAUACCGGGAAAUAAAAAAGGGUGACACCGAAGGUGCCUUCAAGAACUGUGACCACGUCUUCACGGGCACUGCCCGCAUGGGAGGCCAGGAGCAUUUCUAUCUUGAAACCAAUGCCUGCCUGGCAGUUCCCAAGCGUGAGGAUGGUGAGAUGGAGCUCUUUGCCAGUACGCAAAAUGCCAACGAAACUCAAACCUUUGCAGCCCGAGUCUGUGAUGUGCCGGCCAACAGAAUCAAUGUCAGAGUCAAGCGGCUUGGCGGGGGCUUUGGAGGUAAAGAAUCUCGAUCUGUUGUUCUCAGCUCUGCCGUUGCUCUGGCUGCCCACAAGACCGGAAGGCCCGUCCGCUGUAUGCUCACUCGAGAAGAAGACAUGGUGACCAUGGGCCAACGUCACCCAUUCCUGGCCUACUACAAGGUCGGUGUCAACAAAGAUGGCAAGAUCCGAGCUCUCGAUUUGGACGUUUACAACAACGCCGGCUGGACCUUCGACCUCAGCACCGCUGUCGUCGAGCGCUCCAUGUCGCACUCGGACGGAUGCUACUACAUCCCCAAUGUCUACAUCCGCGGCCGCAUCUGCAGGACAAAUACCGUAUCCAACACCGCCUUCCGGGGCUUUGGUGGCCCGCAGGGCAUGUUCAUCGCAGAAACGUAUAUGGAAGAAAUCGCAGACCGUCUUGGCAUGCCAGUAGAGAAGCUCCGUGAGAUCAACUUCUACGAGCCCCAUGGCAUCACCCACUUCAACCAAGUCAUUGAAGAUUGGCACGUCCCUCUUAUGUACAAGCAAGUAAAGGAGGAAUCCGAUUACGAUCUCCGCAAAGUUGUCGUCUCUAAAUUCAAUGACGAGUACAAAUGGCGCAAACGAGGCCUCUCCAUCAUCCCUACCAAAUUCGGCAUUUCCUUCACAGCGCUUUUCCUCAACCAAGCCGGCGCGCUCGUGCAUAUCUACCACGACGGCUCCGUGCUUGUCGCACACGGCGGCACAGAAAUGGGCCAAGGUCUACACACAAAAAUCACCAUGAUUGUCGCGCAAGCCCUCCAGGUACCUCUCGAGACGGUCUUCAUCUCAGAGACUGCCACCAACACAGUCGCAAACGCCUCGGCCACAGCCGCAUCGGCCUCAUCCGACCUAAACGGCUAUGCGGCCUUCAACGCCUGCACACAGCUCAACGAGCGACUGGCUCCGUACCGAGCUAAACUUGGCGACAAAGCUACCAUGAAGGACAUUGCCCACGCAGCAUACAUGGACCGCGUCAACCUCUCCGCCCAGGGCUUCUACAAAACCCCUGAGAUCGGAUACGUCUGGGGCGAAAACAAGGGAAAGAUGUUCUUCUACUUCACACAAGGCGUCGCCGCGGCCGAAGUCGAAAUUGACACGUUGACAGGAACGUGGACAUGUCUACGCGCCGAUAUCAAAAUGGACGUGGGCCAGUCCAUCAACCCGGCCAUUGACUAUGGUCAAAUCCAAGGUGCCUUCGUGCAAGGGAUGGGCCUCUUCACCAUGGAAGAGUCUCUCUGGCUGAGAGAUGGCCCCAUGGCCGGCAACCUAUUCACCAGAGGUCCUGGAGCUUACAAGAUUCCUGGAUUCAGGGAUAUCCCGCAAGAAUUCAACGUCACUCUCCUCAAGGACGUGGAGUGGAAGGAGCUGCGUACCAUUCAGCGAAGCAGAGGUGUGGGAGAACCGCCUCUAUUUAUGGGCAGUGCAGUAUUCUUUGCCAUCAGAGAUGCCUUGAAGUCUGCGAGGAAGAUGGCCGGCGUAGAAGCUACAGUUGGCGCAGACCAUAGUGAGGGGUUGUUAAGACUGCAUAGUCCUGCGACACCGGAGAGGAUCCGGUUGGCUUGUGAGGAUGAGAUUAUGAGAAAAGCGAGAGUACAUGCAAAGGAGGGGGAGCAGAGUUUUUUUGUUGUCAUCUAG